GUAGUUAAUAAUUGAAGAUGUAGGCAGUGUGAAAGACUGUAUAUUCUGAACAGAGUAUUAACAAAGUGUUAUUGAGGAAGUUGUUAUUGUGAGGCUAUUACAAAAUCAACAUGGGAGGGAACAGAUGUGGCCUUGUAGUCAGGCUAGCUAAAUAUGUGGUUAGUAUUUUAUAGCUUCUCAGUAAACAAGAAGUAGGUUCACUUGCGAAAUCUGCACCAGAACAUUGUAUAGCACUACACAGGAAUAGUUGUAUCAUUUCAUUCUUUAAAUUGUCACCCUUGAGUUUGUUGUCCCAAAAAAAAAAAAAAAUACUGCUGAGAGGAAGCCUUAUUUGCCAACAAAGGCACUGCUGUGGAGUCCAGGCGCUGUUUCUGUCAAACUUACACAGAGGGAAUACUUUCCAGUUGCAAUUGCUCUUUCCUAUCUUGUCUGCCUCAUCAGUGCAGUUGGAAUGUUGCGUGACUGACUUAUUUAUAGAAGCAGCCAAUCAAAAUAGCUAAGCCUGAGCUUCAUUGAAGACAAACACUUGUGCUGGAGUCUGCUAUACUGCUACACUGACUUUCUGUCAAGAACCCUUCUGAGGACUCCCACUUCAAAUCCUGACUGAAGUCCAAAGAAGACAUACAGAAGCGAGAAAGGGAUACCUAGAACCACCAUACUGUCUUUCUACUAAAAUAGACUGUUAUAUAUUAAUUAAUAAACCAAGAGCCAGUGAAAUGUCUGAUGGUGAAGACAUUGGAGAAGGAGUGAGCUGGGAAGUAAUCGAUUCCAGACAGGACAGCAGAUCUGGAGACAUUCAAGUUGUUUCUGAGUCAUGGAUGAGUUGUAGUUUAUUCUUCCAGGAAAUGUCCUCCUUUAAACAACAAAACCCUGGCAAGUUUUGCCUUCUCGCCUGUAGCUUGUGUACAUUUUUCGCUGUCCUUGGUCGUUGCAUUCCAGGAGUUCUAAUUUCCUAUUUUGUAUUGCUGUGUGCCUUUGUAUGGCCAUUGUUGUCAUCUCAUGAAUUUGGUCAGAAAUUGUACAGUAGGAUCGAACCAGUUCUGCAGAAGCUGGAUUUUGGCGUGGGAGAUUUUCUCAAGAAGCUAAAAGAAAGACACGAAAAACAAAAUGUCAAAAGUACUGAAGACAACAGUGAAGCUGAAAUAUCUGCCCUUUGUCCUGAGGUGAACCCCUUAACCAUGUGUAAGGAGCUCUCAGUAUCUGACACAGAGGCAUCUGAGAUGUCUUGGACCGACAAUGGAACAUUCAACCUGUCGGAGGGUCACACUCCUCAGACAGAAAAUUCAGAUGAUCUUGACCGUCCAAGUGACCAUGAAGAAAUCUUCUGCAGUGGGCUCUCCGAGUUCCCAUCUCUGGACAAUGGAGCAGGAACGAAUGGCGACGACGAAGACUUGAGCAUUGGCCUCCCCACUCCCCGCAGCCGAACCAGGAAACCAGGGCGGCAGCACACAAGCAGCAACGACGGGCAAUUCUCAUUACCUCCGACUGGCGACCGGACCCUUGACCUUGUCAAUGCCAUGGCAGGAGAGGUCAUUGCUGCUGCGGUGUCUGCAGCCAUUAUGGAACAGCUACGUCCCUCCCAUUCCGAGACGCCCCCUCAACCCACCGCACCGGCCGUCAGCUCCAGCGAAGAAACGGACACCGAGGAUGCAGACGACUUUGAACUACUGGACCAGUCUGAGCUGGAGCAGAUUGAGAGCGAGCUGGGACUGGCACAGACAGAGGCAGAGACGAAAAAAGCCAAACCGUCAGGCUUUCUUUCCAAUCUACUCGGUGGCCAUUGAUCACAUAAAUGCAGGUGGGGGAGGGAGGGUUACGAGGGAAAACGUGAAGUGACCAUGCAUACCCCACAGAAGAAUAUCUAGACAUUUAAGAAAUACGCUUGCUAUAUAUUUGUUUUACACAGGCCUGAAUCAUAUUAGAAAUUAUUGAGAUUUAGGAAUGGUAAAUGUGUAGAUUUAGCAAUCUCUGUUUUAAAGAAUGGCAUAGUGUUUCAAACAAUUUGGGAGUAUAAUGAAUAUGCCAUCGAAUGUCAUUAACAUUUUGCAACUGACUAUGCCUUGUUAAAAUAGCAUGAAUUUAAAUAAUGCAAAUGUGGUUUCACAGGUUUAAUUACCAAAUGGAUGUUUGUUUGCUUCCAUUGCCAAAUGUAAACAUCAUGGACUCUGUAUCCAUAUAUCAAUGAACUGGCAGAAACUAAUUUCAAACCAUUUUACUUCCUCAAGAAUGCUUGCAUAGAUAUAAUGUCUAAAGUAUGGUACGUAAAUUUAGGAAACCUUUAUUGGGUAAUAUGUUGACAAUCAAAUACUUUUAAACCACUUUUUAUUAUUUAUUUAAGUAAUUUAAUGAAAAGCUGCAUUUGUUACACUGUGUAAAUGGAUCACAUGCCCAUAGGGUAACAGGGUGUAGUGUUAUAUAUGUGGGUCGUCACUGAAUAAUAAUGAGGCAGACACAGAGCAUUGGGUGUUGACACGCCACACAGGGGCGGAGAUUUCAUAGCACAAGUGCUGCCACUAGGGUACCAGCAACGGUAGCCCUAGUGCCAGAUUUAAUAAACAAAACAAAACAAAGCUAAAAAUAAAAGCUUUCCACAAGAGGCGAGCACUAGUCUCACUAAAAGAGACAUCCCGCUUCAGGAACCUACUGCACUACGAAAACCCUCUCUAUACACUGUCUGGGAUCAUCUUCCCCUAAACUAACCUACUUCUACGCUCCUGGAGUCCUGGCUCCCUCACAGCGACUCCUGGCUCUUCAAAUGGCCUCGGCUGGGCAAUACCUUCAUGUCCUCCGUCUUGCAGUGGUAGGGUUCCGUAGUAGUUAAUCCUGUGGAGCGGAUGCUCUCCUCCUCGAUUUCAACAAGCGCAAGCUUUCGCUCAGUGCACGCCCCCCCCCCCCCCCCCCCAGCCAGUCCGGAUCUUGCGAUCAGCUCAUCAUCGGACGAGCCUAACUGCUUAAUUGGUUGCCCAGCAACGCAUCUUCUGUUCCGUGUCCCAGCUACACACAUUUGCGCAGGAAGCAGCGACAGGGCUCUCCCUGCCACAGUACUAUAUGGCGUAUUUUGUUGAGUAUCAAAAAGAGUGGUACAGUAUACUGAUUUUGUAAUGGCUGUUCCACUGAUCCAUAGCCAUAUGCUUUGGAAGUAACCCUUUGUGUGAGACACAUUUAUUGACUCAUACCUAGCACUUAUCUGCUUAUCGGCUAAUAAUGGAAAAACAGCAGUGAGGUUGUUUCAUGAGCUAAACAGCUGUCAUACUGAAUGAAACAUCCCUGCCUAACUUCAUAAAAGCCAAAGUUGUUGAAAAUGUGUCAAUAAUUUUAAAAUAUGCACUUUAAGCUUGCAGGAACAUCCUGCAAUUUUUCUGUUUAGAUCGUUAAAAUUGACCCACGGGUCUCAAAGACACUGGGUCAGUUUACUAAUUUUAAGUAAUUUCUUAAUUUUUUUUCACUGUAGUGCCAGUAGGAUACAAGACCUAGGAGUUGUCCAUUGCGGACAGCAGCACAACUGAAGGAAAUGGUGUUUGGCCUUUCACUUGUUGAUUAUGGGGUUUCAUUGUCACAGGGCUAUUUUUGAUAAUCUGCUGUUCUGUUUCAUGUCUGCUAUACAGUCUGUAACUCCAAGAUGAAGAAAAUAUUUCUAAAUUGAUAUAGGAAUAUCUGCAUUAUAUUUUUAGUCUAUAGUUUUAACAGGUUUAACCUAAUUAAUGUAUUAACCCUUAAUCACUAAGUCCUAGUUAAUAAAGUAAUUGUAAUUAAUGAUUAAUAGAUUCUUAACAGCAAGAACUCCAAUAUAUUCAUGUUUGUUUCAUUAAACCAUAUUUUUCAACUUUAAUUUUCAUCCAAUUGAUGACUGAUCAAUAAAGCAGAGACCUUACCAGUUCUCUAAUGGAACAGUAGUCAAAAAGGUCCCCUUUAUUUUUGUCUUCACUAUCCAACUUCCUAACACUGUUGAUCAUUAGUCACUCAAUAGACGAGAAUUCCAUUUUUAUAUAGUCUUGCAUUAAAACAAACAGAAAUAUGUUGGAAUUUAAUGCUAGGUAGAUUUGAUUUCCAGGUAUUCAUUACUUAAUUGUCUUUAUUUGGAGCCAAGUCUAUUGUUUACUGCAAAAAUAGUCUAUUAAAACUAUUUAAAAAGCUGCAUUCAAACAACACACUUUUAAAUGUGUUGUGGUUCUUGAUAUUAAGAUACUAGCCUAUGUGUUGGUUUGUGUCUAUCUACUUGCUUCUGGUAAAGUGACAUUGGUACCUUAUGCAUAUGCAUCUGGAACAGUUGAAUAUUUAACAGUUGACAAUUGAUUCAAAACAUGUUUAUGCAUUAAAACGCAGUUCAAAGUUGACUUGUUCUUGCUCAUUUCAUUUUAUUUAAUACAUAUUUUCAUUGCCUUUUGCAAUUACAACCAUUCCCCUCAAGUUAGCAUCUUAUCUGCUGAAGAUAUUAGCCUUCACAAUUCACAGUUUCUGAUGUCUAUUAGUGUGCAGUCAGCAAAGUGUUUUUUUUUUUUUUUUUUCUGGCUUUCUGUUUGUGCUUUCAUCUUCCACAGUAAAGUGCCUUGUAUUGACCUUGGUUUUUUAUAUAUCUAGUUUCACAGACCCCAGUUAGCAUUAUAAUCUUGGAUUCCAUAACUAAAGUAACAUCUAGCAAUCCAAGAUUAGCGCUAAUCAGGUUCUGUGAAACCAGCCAAGAAUUAAUUACGGAAAAAUACCAUACAAGCCAAGACCUAAACUACAUACGCAGAACACAGAAUGUAUGUAAUGUAUUAACAUCUGGUAAUGCCUUCAUGAAAUUUGAAAAGAGAAUUCACUUUCUAGACAUGAACACAAAUGAAUAUAAAUAGGUAAGAGGAUUUAAAAAAACAUAUUACUGUAUAUCGAAAAUACCGCCCUCAUAACUGAUAUCACACCAUCUCUUUUCUUGUAAAGCUCCUUGUUUGAAAUUAAUUUAAUCCAAAUGACAGUUCAGCUUUAGGCAAGCAGCACUGUGAAAUCGGGAUUGCAUAUGUAACACUAUAGUUUUGGUACAGCUACACCACACUGUAAAUCUGAGAAGUGAUUUUACUAACCCAGACACCAUCCAUCCACUGUUGCCUCUUAACUGUCAGGCCAUACAGGAUACUCCAUCAAACAUGUGAUCCCAGUAAUAAAUGCCUGGGACUUUGUUAAUAAUAGUACUAACCCCCUCUUGCUGGUAUGGUAUAAUUUUUUUUUUUUUUUUUAAUUUAUAAAACUUACAUUAUAAUUGUGUUGAUUUUGCACUUACAGGAAUGAGAUCUGUUUCAAACAGAAUGUAUAAUUCAUUUAUCAAUGUGGUAAAAAAUAAAAAAUAAUUGCUGUUACAAAAUGUAUUCUAAAUCUCAAACCUAUUUUAACCACAAUCUGGAAUUUUAUAUCCAUGAGUGGCACUUUAACAAAAAACAUGUACCUUAUUAAUUGAUAGGAUAUUGUGAUGGUGGGGAAACAGUUACAUACUGGCAUUUAAUAAAGAAAGCUUGUGUUUGCUGAUUUGUUUCCCUGUCAUGGGAUGUAAGUGUGUUUUUCAUCGUUUUAUGUACAGCAUUUAAAUUUUGUUUAAGAAUGUUAGCGCUGGAGUUUUUGUUUUUGAGUUUGUUUCACUGUAUUCUGUUUGUUUUCUUUUAUAAAUAGUGUUAUUACGCUCUUAUAUAUUAUUCAAUGAGAAUAACAAUGAGAAAUAAAAUACUACUAG
This is a messenger RNA of Polyodon spathula (Mississippi paddlefish), 5698 nucleotides long. Its product is annotated as reticulophagy regulator 1-like. The record is from RefSeq and is a predicted model, not a curated record. The transcript is spliced from 7 exons. NCBI's taxonomy places the organism in Eukaryota, Metazoa, Chordata, Actinopteri, Acipenseriformes, Polyodontidae. Gene Ontology annotation, biological process: reticulophagy; negative regulation of neuron apoptotic process. The coding region runs from base 717 to 1784 and encodes 355 amino acids. Gene Ontology annotation, cellular component: endoplasmic reticulum membrane.